CUGUGAUGGAAUAUUUUUAUUUGAGUAAAUGAUCUGCACCACUGUUUAUCAGACGGCCGCAGUAAUGAGUUACUUCGCAGAUGAAGAUUUUCCAAGAUUCAAUAAACUAUGUUCUCCUUUACUUUAAAAUACACAACAGUACAUAGACACUCCCUGAACACACACUGUUAAAAGAAAUAUCGUUUACACAUAAAUGCACUGACAAUUUCACAGUUUGAGGGAGGUGUUUGUGUUCAAACAUGGUUGCAUUUUGCUGCAAAUACUUCCAAAAUAAGUACAAAUUGAGUUUAUCUCCUUUAAUUUCUAAUUUCUAACUUUUAAUCACUUGCAGAAGAUGAAUACUUCUUCCAGCAUGAAUUAAUGAUCAGUUUAAAUAAUUAAAUCAGCUGCAGUUUCAACAUGUUGCCACCAGAGCGCAGCAUUUUGAUUUCUGUCCUCACCAAAUCUAUGCAUCUAAACAGAAGAGCAAAAAUACAAAAUACAGCCACACUUUCCUAAAUACACUUUUCUUUUCCUGCAGAUGUGCAAGAAUGUGUUUGAAAACUAUAAGCUGCACCGAAAACAGAAAAUAACAUUCACAUAAAUCUAUAAUCAACAGAUACUGAGCUGCAGUUUCACUUAUUUGUACUUCUAAAGUUAAAGUGCUAAAUAGAAAUAAUAACUGUUAAUAAUUCUAUACAAUUCAUACAGGAAUACUAAACAUAAUACAAAGUGGUAAAAGUGCAAGCCAAUAUGAAGUGGCAAGUGAUAAAGUGCACAAAAAGGUGAAAUAUUAAAAGUCCAGUGUGUUCCAGGGGAAUAAAAGUCUUUUAUCUAAAGUCCUCCUCCUCCGGAGGUCAGUCAGCAUGUGUUUCAGGACCAUGUCGCUGUCGAUGACAGUCUGCUGUAAGACCAUGAUCCAGAUCUGCACACACACGAUGCUGAUGACGAGCUGAAACAGUGCUUUUUGUUUCGGAGGCAUCUUCUCUUCCAGGAGCCCACACAUGACCGAGUUGUACUUUACAGUGAAAGAGAGGCCGAGUCCUUUCAAGGUGGACCAGACCUCCUGAGCCCUGUAGCAGUCCAUCAGGAGGUGGUCCAGACGCCUAUGACAGUAUAACAGUCACAGGGGACAUUUUACUACAUUGAGUACUUUUACUUUUAAUACUUUAAGUACAUUUUCCUGAGUUUACUCAAAUACUUUAAGUAACAUUUCAACGCAGGACUCACUUGAGCAUUUUUACACUGUGGCUUUAGUACUUUUACUUGAGUAAAGGGUCUGAAUACUUCCUGUCCCGCUGGUCUGCAGCAUUAAAAUGCAGUGUGAACGCUCUCCACAGGAGGGGCGGGGCUUCCCGUCUGCAUGGGCGGGGCCAGAGGGUUACCUAGCAGGCAGCAGCAGAGUGAUUGACGGCUGAGCGGCUUAAAGCCUCAGGAGCGCAGCGGCUUUCAGAAACGGGCCAAAACCGACACCAACAUCCGGGUUAUACCGAGAAACCUCGGGAUUUAUACACGCUGUGUGGACUGUAACAGUUUAGAGCUACUUCACUUUUGUUUUUGGAACAAGAAGCGACAGUAGAGACUGACACUCCUUCAUCUCUGACCAGAGGACAGCAGGCAGCAGGCUCGCUCGUCCAUGUCGCCGCAGCAGCAGCAGCAGCAGCAGCAGCAGCACAGAGGCCAGCAGCUUCCCACCAAGCCCAGGGAAAGAGCCUGAUCCUGGGCUGAGAGAGCCAGCUAAUGCCCUUUGGUCCGUACAUCAGACAGCCACCAUCCCACACACUGAAGUGGAACAUGCUAUAGCCACCUGACUGCCAGUCAAAAUGAUGGCCUCGGUGGUUGUCGGGGGCAACCGGAGGAAGUCUCUCACGCUGAGAGGUGUGGACCCAGAGACCUGUAUGAUUGUGUUUAAAAACCACUGGGCACAGGUAGUAAAGAUCCUGGAGAAACACGAGCCGGGUCGUAGCGGCACUGGUGCGUUGAGUUUCCUCCACGGUCAUGCUAGUAGCGGCGGCUCCGGAGCAUUACGCCUUGGUCCCAUCCCGGCUGACGAGGCCAGCGCCGUCCAGAACUACGUGGAACACAUGCUCUUCCUGCUGAUGGAGGAAGAGGCGGGGGAAGGAGGAGCGAUGGGUACUAUCCUGGAGUUUGUGGUUCUGGAGGGUGUAAUGGAGCGGCUGUUUCUGUGGAGCCUGAGGAGACAGUUCACUGAGGACAUGAAGCUGGAGCAGCUCAGGAUGUACCAGAUGCUUCUAUCUCAGGCCAGACAGCCUCUACUGCACCAUAAACCGGUUCUGCGACCGCUCAUGAUGCUGCUGGCGUCCUGCGCUGGAGCUGGAACCGACAGUGGUAGUGUGGUGGAGGCGGAGCUGGUCCUCCUGUUGAACCAGCUGUGUGUGGCUCUGGUCAAAGAUCCUUCAGUGCUGGAACUGUUCUUCCACACCAGUGAAGACCAGGGAGCCGCCAACUUCCUGCUCUUCUCCCUGCUCAUACCGUACACACACAGACAGGGUUCGGUUGGUCAGCAGGCCAGAGAUGCUCUGCUGCUCAUCAUGUCUCUGUCGGCCUCCGAUCCUCGAGUCGCCCAGCACAUCGCAGAGAACACAUACUUCUGUCCUGUGCUGGCCACAGGUCUGUCUGGUUUGUACUCGUCUCUUCCAGCCAGGCUGCAGGUUUACAGUGAAGACUGGCACUGUCUGGACCAGGCUGACUGGCAGCAGGUUCCAGCUCUUGUCCACUUCCUGCACUCACUGGACUUCUGUAGUGCUGUUACCAAGGUCGCUCAUCCCUCCAUCCGGUCUCAGCUGCUGGGUUACAUCUACAACGGCUUCCUGGUGCCUGUACUGGCUCCUGCUCUGCACAAGCUGACGGUGGAGGAGGUGAUGACCACCACAGCGUACCUGGAUCUGUUCCUGCGCUCCAUCCCUGAGCCCGCCCUCCUGCAGACCUUCCUGUCCUUCAUCCUGCUGCACACACACGACAACGUGCACAUACUGGACACACUCGUCAGCAGGGUCAACACACCUUUCCAGUUGGGUACGGUGUCACUGGCUCUGUUCAAGACUCUGAUUGGUCUCUUCUGUGAAGACGUCAUGCUGCAGCUGGUGUUCAGGUAUCUUAUUCCCUGCAGCCACUUGAGCAGGAAGCAGCGCUGCUCCCUAAAGCAGAGGGACUGUUACUCCUCCAGCGCCGCCUCCUUCCUGCUCCUCUUGCCCUCCUGGUGCCCCGGGAACCUUCCCAACAUUAACACAAACUCCCACUCAGAGCACAUCCACUGGCCCAAAGCAGCAGACCUGUCAGUAUCAGACAGAGUUGGUUACUGUCGUGGUUCAGACUUUUUGAUGGAUGUAAACUAUCUCCACUACCUCUGGGACGCUCGCCAGGCCAUCUGCACUUCCUACAGGGCAUGUCGGCUCUGGUCGGCUCCGUAUGACGGGAUCAACCCUUUGCCUCAAGAAUACCGAUCUGACACACCAGGGGACGACAUAGAAGAAGAGGAAGAGAUCGUACCGCGGGUCAAGAGUGACUCCAUCUGCUCUUUGGUCAUCACUCCUCCGCCGGUGACCCUGUCCCCCACUCUGUCCUCCUCAGAUACCGUCUCCACGGGCAAUCAGGCAGGAAGAGCCAGCUCCGCCCUGGAGCUGGAGUGGGAUGACAUUUUUGCAGAUGACGAUCCCUCUUUAUCAGCAGUGAUAAACACGGCGCUAGCAAAUGGCAGCGUGACCAUGGAGGUCGACAGAUGCACUUCUACACCUGCACCUCCCCCUCUACCUCCUCGACACAUCCAGGAAAUGCGACGCACUGUGACCAAGCUGGUGCACGGCUCGUAUGUGGAGGAAUCCGAGUUUCAGGACGACGUUCUGGUCUACGAUCUCGUCGCCCAGAAAGACACGAAGGCAGCCAUUUUGGAGAGAAUCAUGGCGGCAAAUCGACGGGCACGCGGAAGCAUCUCAAAUGGCCAACGCGUGUCAACAGCAGCGACGACGACGACUAUAACAACGAUGUUAACGACAACAGGGAGGACGGUGAUGGAAACUGUUCACAAUAUAAUGUCGACAAGGAGGAGGAGCGAGGAUGGAGUGAAAGACGAAAGAAGAAGGAGUGAGGAUUAUGGGAAGGAGGUGAGGAGGAGGAGGAGUGAGGACUGUGGAAAGGUGAUGGGGAGAAGGAAGGAGGAAGGAGAAGAUGAGAUAAAGAGGAUAGAUGUACAAGGAGCGCCAAAGGGACGUCAGUUUUUCACCAACGGUUUUAAUGCUAAGAAUCACAUAAUCGACGAAUGUGAUGAUACUGAUGAAGACGGCAAGCCAUUUAAGCAAAACUGCAACCUGAGUGACUUCAUAACUAUCAAUCACACGCACACACAGCGCCAGCAGCACACACAACAUCCCACGCCAUGUUUAGUGACCAAGGCUUUACCCAACGGCCAUUCUGAAUUUGAGCCACAUGAUCCUUCGGUGUCUGAUGCCAAGUCUCCAAGUCUGCCUGGUAACAAAGUCACUAAAAGCGAUGACUUCCUGUCCCGUUACCACGAGCUCAUGCUCUCUUUGGGUGUGGAGCCAGACUGUGACGACAUCACAGACGACAUCAGCACAUUCAGGAAGCGCGUCCGAGCUCUGAGGCAAAAACUGGGAGAGGAGGAGGGAGGAGGAGGAGGUGAAGAAUUUGUUUUCAGCUCCUUGUGGGAUGACGGAGAGGAGGAGGAGGAAGAAGAGGAGGAGGCGAUGGAGGAGGAAGGAGAGGAGAGGAGGAACAGCAGUAAGAAAGGCAGCAGCAGUCAUGGAGUUCCAUUUACAGGUCCGUUCAUCAGUGUCCUGCUGUCCCGGCUCGAGAACCUUCUGGAAAACUCCAUCGCUGUGAACCUGCUGGUGACAGGCAUCCUGGCCCAGCUGGUCUCAUACCCGCAACCUCUUCUGAGAUCCUUCCUGCUCAGCACAGACACACACAACCAGCCCAACGUACGCACACUGUACCAGGUGUUGGUGGCGGUACAUGCUCAGAUAGAGCGCUACAUGGUGGCCAGACCAGACUAUCCUGCCCUGGUCACUCAGGCCUGGAGGUUCUUGUUGGCUAAAGACCAGGACAGCAAGUUUCGAGAGUGCCUGCAGUCUCAGGGCGGCGACAUCAUCCUGGACCCAUCUCUUCCUAACGGCUCUGUGAGGAAUGCUCUGGCUUUGCCUCCUCUUAGCGUCUUGCCGCCCUGCCCUCCCAUUCCCCCCCAAGCCAAGAACCGAGUGUUCGCCAUCAUCCUGUUCGCCGAGUUCCUGAAAGAGCUGGCCGCCAUCGCCCAGGAGCACAGCAUCGCACUGGACUGUUCUGCCGAGGAGUAAUGGGAGCAACCAACCUUGUGAGCAAGGCACUGCUGAAAACGUAUCCAAGGAGCGGCUUAGUGGCCACCAGCAGAAGACUGAAGGCUUCUAAAAGCUCUAAAAGUACAAGCACAGAACAUGCACAUACGUGACACAUGGAGCAGUAAUGCAACAUAUGUGAGUGAUUAAUGUGUAUAUUGUAAUAAAACAUUGUUUUUAUUCAUAGAUUUGUAUGUACACUAUGUUUAUAUUCCUGGCAGCACUUGAAUAUUUCGAUGUUUUCCCCAUGUGAAUGUGGAUAUUUAUAUGUAGAUGAAAAUUGAAGGAGAUUAUUUUCGAAGAUAAAUCAAUGUUUUCUAUAUAUUUGUGGGAUUGGUGCAAAAAGUUUUAUAUGCUCUUUUCUGAAAUCUUUGCACUAUUAGUUAAUAUCGAAAAAAUGCGGAAAAAACUUAUUUCAGACCUUAUUUCUUUGGCGGCCAUUUUAAAUCAACCUCCCGCUCAGGAUGGGAAACUUGAUGCAUAAACUAGUACAAAAAUAAAACAAACUUUGCUUAAACACAUUAAAGUGACUUUAUAUCAGAUAUACUUAACAGAUAUUACAUCUAUCAACACAAACAACAACCACAACUUCAUUUUAGGAAAGCUAGUCAGCUAUUCUACUAGCUAGCUGCUUGGGCUAAAGGUUUGUAAAAGUGAGUUAAUAUUUCAAACAAAGCAGAUGUCUCUGUCAGACUGUAGAUCGGUAACCUGCUCAACCGAAUCCCUUUUUAAAUUAAUUUUAAUGUUUUAACAAACCAUUCCCUUCUUGUUUCUCCAACAUUUUGCAACUGGAGAGUUUGGUUCAACAAUUGAAAUAAUGAAACUGUAAACACAUUUACAUAAAUUGUUAAGGUAUUUCUUUAAAUAAUACACUACAGGCUGUAGUUAAUUUAAUGUCUGGAUUUUAAACAAACCAAACUGUAUGUGUGUUUUUCUAUGCAUCUUAAAUGUGUCCCUCCUGUUGUGUUAUUGUGCGUCUCUAGAGAGCAGAGGCUGCACCUGUAUUUCAGUUUAUCAAAGCAACAUGGUUGUUUUAAUCUAUGUGUCUUCUUUUUUCUACAGCUGAUAUUGUCAUUGUUGUGGAUUUGAAAUUUUAAUGCUGAAACUGAAAAGGAUGAGUGACAAACUGAAUCUGAAUCAAAAGGGGAAGCGCCUCUGUGAUCAGGCCUGUCUUCCUGUUUAUAAUGUUUUCCUGAUGUGUCUUUAAAUGCACACAAAGAGUAAUGACAAAGCCUUACUUUAACCUGCACAGAGAUUUUUUUAGUGCAAGAAACCAAGAUGCAAAAAUGAAAUGAUGUAUUUAUGUGUUAUGCAUAUAUCAGAUCUGGAUUUAUCUUAUUUGCACUUCUAUCAAUGUGUAUUUCAUUGUUUGUAAUGCAAAGUGUGUGAUUUUUGUUGACAAACUUCAUUCAAUUAUUUGCUGUCAUGCUCCUAUGGUGUUCACCUGUGCUGCAUUCAGGUAAAGUGGGAAAGAAGGUAGAUUUGAGUUCAGCUGAACUUUCAGGUGGCAACAGAAAAUACUUUUCUUUUCACCGCGUCUUCAAACGAAACUGAACUCAAAAAGGCGUCCAAGUAACAGCAAAUGCUUUUGCCCAUUUGAUGUGAAUGCAGCGUACACACUAACAGCCUCUCUUCAUAAUGCAAACUGUGUUACCAUGGAGACAUUAUGGGAUGGACCAACCUGACCGAACGCUACAGCAGUACAGCUCUCGGUUCAGCCUGCUGUGUUCGGCUGCUGAGUGCUAAUAGCAACAAUAGCUAAUAGCUGCUUCCUUGCUGGCGAACCACAGCUGGGACACGUUUCUUCUUUUUACUGUCUCUCGUUUCUCCUUUUGGAAUAAAUUAUUGCCAAAAUGAUGUGAAAAUAAUUAAACUGAUUUUCAGAAGGUCAUGAAA
Siniperca chuatsi (mandarin fish) is the source of this 7220-nucleotide messenger RNA. RefSeq names its product FHF complex subunit HOOK interacting protein 1A-like. Lineage: Eukaryota; Metazoa; Chordata; Actinopteri; Centrarchiformes; Sinipercidae. The record is from RefSeq and is a predicted model, not a curated record. The transcript is spliced from 18 exons. Bases 1803 to 5306 code for a protein of 1167 amino acids.